This is a messenger RNA of Aspergillus novofumigatus IBT 16806, 498 nucleotides long. RefSeq lists its product as uncharacterized. Lineage: Eukaryota; Fungi; Ascomycota; Eurotiomycetes; Eurotiales; Aspergillaceae. The coding region runs from base 1 to 498 and encodes 165 amino acids. The transcript is spliced from 3 exons. The record is from RefSeq and is a predicted model, not a curated record. Gene Ontology annotation, molecular function: hydrolase activity.
AUGAUUAUGGGUGACUGCUUCUGCAUCCUUAGUAGCCUACUUAACUUCAUUUGUGAGCAUAACACCAUCUACACCAUAAUUGUAUACCACCUUGCGCCUAAACAUCCCUACCCUGCACUGAUUGAAGACUGCUAUGCUGGCCUGGUGUGGGUACAUAAGCACACAGAGGAACUUAGAAUCAAUUUAACCUGUAUUAUGAUUAAUGGACUCUUAGCAGGAGCUGGGCUGGCAGACCGCAAUGCCAAUAUAGCAGGUUGGAAUGUGUAUCUAGGUGACUGUAAAGGAAGUGAUGAUGUCAGCAUAUAUGCAGCUCCUAUCAGGGCAACGAAUCUUACUGGUCUUCCGCCAGCGUAUAUUGACAUCAGGUCAACGGAGAUAUUUCGCAAUGAGGAUGUCCAGUAUGCGCAGAACAUGUGGAGUGAUGGAAUGCAGUCGCAGUUAUCUAUAAUGGCGAGGAAAGUGAGGCUGGAUUGGCUGCGGCGGAUUCUGUUCAUUUGA